AAAAGGUUUUUUUUCUUUCUUUAAAAGGUCCGACUAAAGUUGAGUAUACUCUCACAUUCACAACUGAUUCUUCCUAAUUACUCUCUAAGUAAGUCUUUCUCUUUCUAAAUCAUUUUGUUAACUUUUUCCCUUUUAUUAAUGAACAUAAAAAAUUAAUUCUGUUCAUAAUCAACUAUUGUAAUUUUUAUAUCAGGCUUUGAAUUUCCAUUUGCCCAUGGCAUCAUCAAACCAUGAAGAUCAGGGUAUUAGAAGGGUGACAUAUACUGAACGUCAACGUAAUAAUUUUUCGAGAGCAUCAGAUUCUGCAGCAAAUGCUUCACGACAACAAUGUAAUUCAUUUUUCACAAAUUUCAACCAAAGCAGAAAUAAUAAAUCAUAUUAUCAUCAUCAAAGGAGGGCCGCAAUGAAUAGAAUUGAAUACUACAAUAUUCAAAAUGAAAUUUGGUGUUCUUCCUAUCAUGGUGCUUGGGGCUACUCAAUUCCUCUUCCUAUGCCUCACCCAUCAGGAUUCUUACCUCCAAUGGUUCAUUAUAUAAACGAACCAUAUAAUAUGUAUAAUCCUUAUGUACCACCGAUGCCACAAAUAUAUCAACCACCAUAUUAUUAUGAUAAAAAGUUGUAUUGGAGGAUAAUAAAUCAAGUUAAUUAUUACUUCAGUGAUGAAAACUUAUUUAAAGAUACAUUCCUGAAGAGAAAUAUGGAUGACCAUGGAUGGGUUUGGAUUACACUAAUCGCUUCUUUUCCUAGAAUUCAACAAUUAACAAAUGAUAUUGAAUUUAUUUUAUUUGCACUGAAGGGAUCAAGUUUUGUUGAAGUAUGGGGCUACAAAAUAAGGAGGAAGACAGUAUAUAUCAGCAAUUAAACAGACUUUCAAUAAUCCUCAAAUCCCUCAGUAUUAUUUAUAUGGGAGUGUGUGCUUUAGGAUUUAAGAUUGAUUUCUUGAAGAGCAGUAGUAAUUUAAUGCCCAAAUAUUAUCAAAAAGUUAGUGGAAGCAUAUUGUAAUGUACCUAUGGAUAUGUAAAUGGUUGAAGCAAUUAUAUUGCUCAACAAAUUAUAUAUUGCAGAUAGGAUCUUAUUUGUUUAAUUAAUUGUUAAAUUAACAGUAAGGUUACUUUGAA
Molecule: messenger RNA, 1118 nt
Organism: Cucumis sativus (cucumber)
Lineage: Eukaryota; Viridiplantae; Streptophyta; Magnoliopsida; Cucurbitales; Cucurbitaceae
Product: la-related protein 1C-like
Exons: 6
Coding region: 215-862 (215 amino acids)
Molecular function (GO): RNA binding
Source: RefSeq, a predicted model, not a curated record